AUGACAACCAUAUCAAAGUGUUUCACUAACAAUGUAUUGGCUUGGAAAAUAUUCGGAAUUUGGUCAGGACCUAAUCCGAAUAAAUAUUACAAAUACUUUUCUUUCAUUUUUGUUAAUUUGACUCUUACUAUAUUUAAUUUGUUUCUGACGAUAAAUUUGUUCUACACCUAUAAUAAUAUUGAAAAUUUAUUGCAUGAAGUCAUUUAUUUUUUUACGGAAAUAACUGUUGUUGCUAAAGCUUCUAUGAUAUUAUUUUGGAAGAAAGAAAUUAUGAUAGCAUUUGAUAUUCUUGAUUCCGAUGACUUUGAAGGAAAUGAUGAAAAGUCCAUAGAGAUCAUAGAAAAAGAUGUAUCGACGUAUAAAAAGAUUUUCAAGUUUUAUUUCUAUUUUUGUAAUUUGUCAUAUAUCUUAGCAAUAGUACCGGGUUUUGUUGAUUAUUUGCUGGGAAAUGAUUCUGAAUUCCCUAUAUCGAAAUACAAUUUCCUUGGUGAUGAAAUAAGAGAGCAAUAUUUUACGCUUUUGUAUUUUUAUCAAAGCUUUUGUAUUUAUGUGCAUAUGGUUUAUAACAUUUCUGUUGAUUCGUUGAUAACUGGGUUUGUUUUUUUGAUAAUCACACAAUUAAAGGUUCUGAAAUACAAAUUUAAACGACUGAAUUUUAAAAACCGUGCACUAAAACGAAGAAAUGCUUCGGAAGGGUCAACAGUUAACUCUUUGUUAUUUCUUUUGACAUAUAUUACGGCUAUGGUCCUAAUUAUAUUCGUACCUUCAUGGUUGGGCACCCAGCUUAUGUACGAGAGCAAAGAUUUAGUUACUGCAGCCUACAAUUCUGAUUGGAUGAACAGUUCUAAAGAGUUCAAAAGAAGCAUAAUAAUUUUUAUGGAACGGACUAAGACACCAAUGUGUGUUGUCGGCAUGAAAAUGUUCCUGUUAUCACUCGACACAUUUAUAACGAUCAUGAAAACGGCAUACUCUUUGUAUACUUUAAUAAGUAGAUUCAGGAAUGUAACAUAAUAACAAUGACUCUAAUCUCUUCU
This is a messenger RNA of Papilio polytes (common Mormon), 1034 nucleotides long. RefSeq names its product odorant receptor 46a, isoform A-like. Gene Ontology annotation, molecular function: odorant binding; olfactory receptor activity. Gene Ontology annotation, biological process: detection of chemical stimulus involved in sensory perception of smell; sensory perception of smell. Bases 1 to 1011 code for a protein of 336 amino acids. The transcript has 4 exons. The record is from RefSeq and is a predicted model, not a curated record. Gene Ontology annotation, cellular component: plasma membrane. Lineage: Eukaryota; Metazoa; Arthropoda; Insecta; Lepidoptera; Papilionidae.